Messenger RNA from Hippopotamus amphibius kiboko, 4259 nucleotides. RefSeq names its product solute carrier family 6 member 9 (gene SLC6A9). Gene Ontology annotation, molecular function: glycine:sodium symporter activity. The transcript is spliced from 13 exons. NCBI's taxonomy places the organism in Eukaryota, Metazoa, Chordata, Mammalia, Artiodactyla, Hippopotamidae. Gene Ontology annotation, cellular component: plasma membrane. Gene Ontology annotation, biological process: neurotransmitter transport; sodium ion transmembrane transport; synaptic transmission, glycinergic. The coding region runs from base 319 to 1887 and encodes 522 amino acids. The record is from RefSeq and is a predicted model, not a curated record.
GGACUUGGCUAGAUCUCCCAAGCCUUCUCCACUCUUCAAACUUUCACCAAACUCUUGGCCCCCGCCUCCCCGAAACCAAAACACAACAAGCACAGGAGGAGCGGCGCGGCGGGGCGGGCGGACUCGCGGCGGCACUGAGCCUCAGGAGGCUGAUGCAACUUUCCCUUUAAGAAAGCCACCUGGGCGCACCGCGGUGCGGACCCAGCGAGCCUGGGCCGGGGGCUGCAGCAUGCUCUUGAGGCCUUUGCUCUGAAAGGUGCUAGAAACAGAGCCUGUGAGUGUGGUCCGGGACUGCAGAGCCCCUAACCCACCACCACCAUGGUAGGAAAAGGUGCCAAAGGGAUGCUGAAUGGUGCUGUGCCCAGUGAGGCCACCAAGAAGGACCAGAACCUCAAACGGGGCAACUGGGGCAACCAGAUCGAGUUUGUACUGACAAGCGUGGGCUAUGCCGUGGGCCUGGGCAAUGUCUGGCGCUUCCCAUACCUCUGCUAUCGCAACGGGGGAGGCGCCUUCAUGUUCCCCUACUUCAUCAUGCUCAUCUUCUGCGGGAUCCCGCUCUUCUUCAUGGAGCUCUCCUUCGGCCAGUUUGCAAGUCAAGGCUGCCUGGGGGUCUGGAGGAUCAGCCCCAUGUUCAAAGGUGUGGGCUACGGCAUGAUGGUGGUGUCCACCUACAUCGGCAUAUACUACAACGUGGUCAUCUGUAUCGCCUUCUACUACUUCUUCUCGUCCAUGACGCCCGUGCUGCCCUGGGCCUACUGCAGUAAUCCCUGGAACACGCCCGACUGCGCCGGUGUGCUGGAUGCAUCCAACAUCACCAACGGCUCCCGGCCUCCCGCCCCGCCCAGCAACCUCUCCCAUGCACUCAACCACACCCUCCAGAGGACCAGCCCCAGCGAGGAGUACUGGAGGCUCUACGUGCUGAAGCUGUCAGAUGAUAUUGGAAACUUCGGGGAGGUACGACUGCCCCUCCUUGGCUGCCUCGGUGUCUCCUGGGUGGUCGUCUUCCUCUGCCUCAUCCGAGGGGUCAAGUCUUCAGGGAAAGUGGUGUACUUUACGGCCACAUUUCCCUACGUGGUGCUGACCAUCCUGUUCAUCCGCGGUGUGACCCUGGAAGGAGCCUUCACGGGCAUCAUGUACUACCUGACCCCACAGUGGGACAAGAUCCUGGAGGCCAAGGUAUGGGGGGACGCCGCCUCCCAGAUCUUCUACUCACUGGGCUGCGCGUGGGGCGGCCUCAUCACCAUGGCGUCCUACAACAAGUUCCACAACAACUGUUACCGGGACAGUAUCAUCAUCAGCGUCACUAACUGCGCCACCAGCGUCUACGCCGGCUUCGUCAUCUUCUCCAUCCUGGGCUUCAUGGCCAGCCACCUGGGUGUGGACGUGUCCCGCGUGGCAGACCACGGCCCUGGCCUGGCCUUCGUGGCGUACCCCGAGGCCCUCACACUGCUGCCCAUCUCCCCGCUCUGGUCCCUGCUCUUCUUCUUCAUGCUCAUCUUGCUGGGGCUGGGCACUCAGUUCUGUCUCCUGGAGACGCUGGUCACGGCCAUUGUGGAUGAGGUGGGGGAUGAGUGGAUCCUGCAGAAAAAGACUUAUGUGACCUUGGGCGUGGCUGUGGCUGGCUUCCUGCUGGGCAUCCCCCUCACCAGCCAGGCAGGCAUCUACUGGCUGCUGCUGAUGGACAACUACGCGGCCAGCUUCUCUUUGGUUGUCAUCUCCUGCAUCAUGUGUGUGUCCAUCAUGUACGUUUACGGGCACCGCAACUACUUCCAGGACAUCCAGAUGAUGCUGGGAUUCCCACCACCCCUCUUCUUCCAGAUCUGCUGGCGCUUCGUCUCUCCAGCUAUCAUCUUUAUGAGGCAACUAAGGCACCGAGAUGUGAAGUAAUUGACCCAAAGUUACACCGCUUCUAAGAGGCGGAGCCCUCGUGCGAAUCAGGUAUUCCGAUCUGGAGCCUGUGUGCUGGGCCCAUGCUACACUAAAAACAAGUGCAGGAGGAAGAGGGAUCUAUGGACUAAAAAACCCUCUGAUUUUGCUCCCUUAUGCUCAGGGUGAGAAGUGGGGGCAAAAGGGAUUUGCUAGUGUAAUGGUCCCUCCACAGAGAAGAGGCAUGGCCAUCUCUGAGUGACAGAAGGGUCAGUCCAGUGACCAGUGCAGUGUCCGGAGUCGUGCCCCCAUCAUGCCAGCUCCUCUGUGCCACAGAGAGGUCAGCACCGGAUUUCCACUUUGGCUUAUGUUUCUGAAAAAAAAAAAAAAAAAAAAGGCCCCUGAGGGCUGAGGCCUCCAUCACAUGGGGUGUGGGAUCUUCCCGAGCCUGGCACAGGCACCACCUCUGGCCACUGGCCCAGCUUUGAAACAGGAGGAGCGGAAGUCUCCUGCAAGCGGUGGGAGGUGGGGAGGGCAGACACCAGGGCCAAGUGCUGUGCCCUCAAGGGUUGUGGCUCUGGCCCAGGACCUGCCCCCGGGGAGCUCAUCCUCCACGGGAGGCUCCUGGGAGGCUGCUGCCCUGCAGAGAGACCCAGGGCACUGCCUAGGCAGGGCAGGAGGCAGGAAGGGGCCUGGGUCCGGUGUCUCUGUGAGACCGAGGCAAAGCCGGCAGCGCCCUCUCUGUGCUCAGAAAGCCAGGCUGGAGUCACCUUCAGGUGAGGAUGCCAGGCUCUGUGGACACGUGUUUCUAGGCUCUUGGUUUUCUUUGCGGGCUUUACUUCUUUAUAUUGCUGAAAAGGUCUUUUUUGACAAACUCCAUCCUUCUAUCAGCUCAAAUAAAGAAUUUACCCAUGGGACUUCCUAGGUGGCGCAAUGGUUAAGAAUCCGCCUGCCAAUGCAGGGGAAACGGGUUUGAGCCCUGCUCUGGGAAGAUUCCACAUGCCACAGAGCAACUAAGCCUGUGUGCCACAACUAUUGAGCCUGCACUCUAGAGCCCCUGAGCCACAACUAUUGAGCCCAUGUGCCACAACUAUUGAAGCCCAUGCGCCUAGGGCCCAUGCUCCGCAACAAGAGAAGCCACUACAAUGAGGAGCCCGCGCACCUCAAUGAAGAGUAGCCCCCGCUCGCAGCAACUAGGGAAAGCCCAUGUGCAGCAACAAAGACCCAACGCAGCCAAUAAAUAAAUUAAAUAAAUAAAUAAAUUUAUUUUAAAAAAAAAAGAAUUUAUCCACACCUUAGAUCAGAAUCUAACUCCACUCAGGAGACUUGCUAUAAGCUCCUCCGUGUGCAGCAUCUCAGGAGGCCCCCCUCCCCCGCAAUGGAUAUGGGUGCUGCCUUCUAGAAUUUGGUCACCAGGAAGGCUGGAGGGGCCUGAGCUCCAGGACGCCACUGAGGGCUCCGGGUGGAUGCUGAGCUCUCGUGGCAAGUGGCACCCGCUGCCCUGGGCCCUCCGCGUGGCCCGUGAGCCACCUGCCCGUCUUUCUGCUCACUUUAGCUUUUUGUUGUUGCUGCAGCCCCAGGCUCUACUUCCCAUGUCCCUCGUCUCUUUCUGGAGCAGUUCCCGAGAGCAUCCCCAGCCCGGUGCUCGUGAUUUCUAGCCUUUGGAGCCUCCCCAGGCUGUGUGUCGCCGUCCCGACAGCCACAGACUGGCAGGACUUUGCCCGUUCCUCUGCCCCACUGCCCCCAUCUCCCUGUAUAAGUCAGUUCAGUUCAGCAUGUGCGACUGUGCCAGGCACUGCGCUGCGCACUGGAGACCCGGAGCUGAUGCGGUCCCAGGAGCUCCCAGGUCUGGAAGAAACACGCACAGAAUGCUCAGUAGGUGGAAAAUGCCACUAAAGCCCGUUCAGGAAGAGGAGACGGGAAAUCAGUGGAGCCUUCUUCGACAGAGGAAGCUGCAGAGGAGGAUCCCCCAUAGUCAGAAGGGUGGAAAAUGCUGAGUGUGGAGAGACACUGAGACAGGAAGGCCGGCGAGAUAAGCUGAGGUCUGGACGUGAGGCGGAGAAGGCCCUGAAGGCCAGGGAUUUGGCCUUACUUCAGCAGGCAGUGGCGGGGCCCCUGCGAGUCUUUGAGCCAAACUGACUUCCAAGGGCCACAGCAGCUGAAUGGUUCCCUGGCUGGUUCAGGGUUAUGCAGAAGACAGACCUCUCCCCUUCUGCAGCGGCCACCUGCCCAUCAUACCCUGGACCUCCGGUUCCAUCAGCUUCUUCCGCUACCCAAACGUUGAUGUCGCGCCUGCCCUCCCCAAAAUGCCUCUUUCUAGUUUGGGAAACUGGAGGGGGAGGCAGGGGUGCUGAUAGGAGACCUGAGGCCUGGGUGGGGCGGGGCGGGACUCA